AUGGCAUUGUUCCUGGCGGAGAUGUCGCGGCUCCUGCAGGAACAACGCCGUCCGCUACCACCCUUAGUUCCAACACCUCGGACGGGGACAUUGCGUUUACAUGCCGAGAUUCCGAAAUAUUCAGGCUACGCAGAUAGAAAAUCGGUUGCUGAUUUUCUUGACGAAUUGCGUGAAUACCAGGCGGUGUCUGAAAUGUCUGAGGUUGAACUUCUAUCACGCGUACUGCCGAUCGCCCUCACGGGAAGCGCCGCGACAUGGCGUCGGAGACAAUCACCCUUCUCGACGCUACAAGACUUUUCGGAGCAGUUCAAAAAUGAAUUUCUGCCUCCCGAUUACGGCGCGCGAAUGCUCGAUGAGCUUAGGGCGCGCACUCAGCACCGCGACGAGUCCCUAGUCGAGUUUGUUCGGGCGCUCCAAACUCUCUAUGACAGGGCUGACCCUAGUGCGUCCGACUCAGACAAAGUGUCGCGGGCUAUCCGGCAAAGCCACCCGCAGUUUCAUCCCUACCUGCGUGGGCGGGUGUUCCGGAGUUUGGACGAGUUGGCCCAAGCAGCCCACCAGAUCCAGGCGGACAUCCUGGCCGAACUAAGAUAUCGGCCUCCUCCACCGCCGGAGGCUUGCCUGGAACCGUCCUGCGCUUGGACAGGCACGACCAGGCAAUCCAUGGACGAGCAUGGGUCACGGCCAGUUCUCCCCGGAAGGGUACCCCGAGCGCUGGACCCUUACACCCACGGACUGGGCGAUGGUGCUCAAGUCCGCGAGCAUGGCCGCCAAUACCAAGCCCCAUCCAGAGAGCGAUACCCAAGGGCCACCUCAGCUACUCUCCGCUGCUUCCGGUGCGGAAGUCUCGGCCACUUUCGCCGGGACUGCACCCGGCGGGUUUCAAACGACAAUUCGGGAAACGAGCAGUCUCGGCCCAGCCUCACGAGCAGCCCCGCCGGGGGCCUCCUGUGAUGAGCCCGAUGCUGCAGCACCUGGUGUGCCGCCCGCUCGAGCGCCCGAUGACGCUCCCGCUCCCGGAUUACGCGGCGACGCUCUCGCAGGCGCUCGCGGAGAUGCCCCAGGUCCCGGCGUGGCGCCCGCUCGAGCGCCCGAUGACGCUCCCGCUCACGGAUUAUGCGGUGACGCUCUCGGCGGCGCUCGCGGAGAUGCCUCCGGUAGUACCAGCGCCGGUGCUUUCCCCGAGGCUUCCCACGGAGCGGUUCUCGGUGGCGUCCUGGUCCCCGACGAGACAACUCCGGAGAACAGACGUGACGACAACGGCUGCUCGCAGGAAGUGGCAGCGGCGUGGCCGCCCGUCGUCCACCCACAUGCCAGAAAAAUGGCUGAUGCGACCACACCAGCGCGGCCUUCUGGAAAACCCGUAGACAAGUGUAUGGCCCGUGCGGUCCAACCGGAACCCCGUGCCCACUACCGAACGGUGACCUGGGCGGGUCUACGAGACGUGACAAUCCUCAGCAUUUCAUUGAUCAUGGGAAUCCUAGCGACCAUGGUAUCAUGGGCAUGCCACCUCGACGCAGCAACACCCAUUCCUUCCGACGCUCUCGGAGCCGCUCCCGAUCCCCCCUACGCCCCCAAUUCAACCCACGGGGCCACUCGCGCCGCGCCAGGCGACAUAACCGCCGUCAGCAACCGCCACGCACUGCCGAGGCUGCCACCUGGUGCGUGA
This is a messenger RNA of Ixodes scapularis (black-legged tick), 1669 nucleotides long. RefSeq lists its product as uncharacterized. The record is from RefSeq and is a predicted model, not a curated record. Gene Ontology annotation, molecular function: nucleic acid binding; zinc ion binding. The transcript has 3 exons. Bases 1 to 954 code for a protein of 317 amino acids. Lineage: Eukaryota; Metazoa; Arthropoda; Arachnida; Ixodida; Ixodidae.